GACCAACUUGGAGGCCUUGCAGAAGAAGCUGGAGGAGCUGGAGUUAGAUGAGCAGCAACGGAAGCGCCUGGAGGCCUUUCUCACCCAGAAGCAGAAGGUGGGAGAGCUAAAGGAUGAUGACUUCGAGAAGAUCAGCGAGCUGGGAGCUGGCAAUGGUGGUGUGGUGUUCAAGGUCUCCCACAAGCCCUCCGGCCUGGUCAUGGCCAGGAAGCUGAUUCACCUGGAGAUCAAACCAGCAAUCCGGAACCAGAUCAUAAGGGAGCUCCAGGUCCUGCACGAGUGCAACUCUCCAUAUAUCGUGGGCUUCUAUGGUGCCUUCUACAGCGAUGGGGAGAUCAGCAUCUGCAUGGAGCACAUGGAUGGAGGUUCCUUGGAUCAAGUCCUGAAGAAAGCUGGGAGAAUUCCUGAACAAAUUUUAGGAAAAGUUAGCAUUGCUGUAAUAAAAGGCCUGACGUAUCUGAGGGAGAAGCACAAAAUUAUGCACAGAGAUGUCAAGCCCUCCAACAUCCUGGUCAACUCCCGUGGGGAGAUCAAGCUCUGCGACUUCGGGGUCAGCGGGCAGCUUAUCGACUCCAUGGCCAACUCCUUCGUGGGCACGCGCUCCUACAUGUCGCCAGAGAGACUCCAGGGGACUCAUUACUCGGUGCAGUCGGACAUCUGGAGUAUGGGGCUCUCGCUGGUGGAGAUGGCGGUAGGGAGGUACCCUAUCCCUCCUCCAGAUGCCAAGGAACUGGAGCUGCUGUUCGGUUGCCAGGUGGAGGGAGACACGGCUGAGACCCCACCCAGACCCAGGACCCCCGGGAGGCCUCUCAGCUCAUAUGGAAUGGACAGCCGACCUCCCAUGGCAAUUUUUGAGUUGUUGGAUUACAUAGUCAAUGAGCCUCCUCCAAAACUGCCCAAUGGAGUAUUUAGCCUGGAAUUUCAGGAUUUCGUGAAUAAAUGCUUAAUAAAAAACCCUGCAGAGAGAGCCGACUUGAAGCAGCUUAUGGUUCACGCGUUUAUCAAGAGAUCCGACGCUGAGGAAGUGGACUUUGCGGGCUGGCUGUGCUCUACCAUCGGCCUUAACCAGCCCAGCACGCCUACCCACGCAGCUGGCAUCUAGGCGUUGGGAGCAGAGUGAUCCCCUGCUUGGUGGUGGCUUGCUGCUCUUGGGCCUUUCCCAGGCCUGUCCCUGUCAGACAUGCAUUUCACCUAUGACAACGGAUGAAGAACACAGCAUGUGCCAAACCCUCUGCGUGUCGUUUCAAUAUACCUGUCUUUAUUCUUAUGACUAUUGUGGCUUCCCUGAGUGGGUUGGCUUUGUGCUUGGGGCUAUCUGUGUAUAUGUUGACAAUCCACCGUGCCAGGUUCGUCACAGGGGAAUCCCAGUGACUGGGCAAUGGUUUUCGACUGUUCCCACUCUGGGACUGGCACUUGGAGGUACUUCAUUCUUGCCGGGCAAGCUUUCUCUGUGAGGAGGGGCCUUGUGAGACCCUCAGGGCAGUGCAUGGGAAGCAUGCUUUGCUGCUAUGAAAACAAGCAUCAGAAAGUGUACAUCACAUCCCUUUAUUAUUUGCUUUUGAUGUAGAAUUCAGCAGUUUUCCCAUAAGUCCAGCCAGAGAUCUCACUGUUGUGGUGGCUGGGUCUUCACCAUCUCUCUACCCUGAGGACCUGUAGACUCCUGGCUGCAUUUCUCUAUUUAUUUUAAAAUACACUGUGUGGGUAUUUAGUGGUCUACGUCUCUAAGUUUUGAUUAGUGUUUCUAAAAUGGUGUGGAGUUAUUUUGAAUGUCACAAAUCAAGGCAUUAAAACAUGUCAGGUUUCUCUUUCCCAUACCCAAAUACCAAUGCUGUUGUAAACAACGUGUAUAGUGCCUAAAAACUGUAUGAAAACCCUUUAAACCAUUUUAAUCCAGAUGUUUAACAGAUCUAAUCUCUUAUUCUAAUAAAUAUACUAUAAAGUUUAAAAAAGCA
Carlito syrichta (Philippine tarsier) is the source of this 1952-nucleotide messenger RNA. It is a transcript of the gene MAP2K1, whose product is annotated as mitogen-activated protein kinase kinase 1. Gene Ontology annotation, molecular function: protein kinase activity; ATP binding. The transcript is spliced from 10 exons. Lineage: Eukaryota; Metazoa; Chordata; Mammalia; Primates; Tarsiidae. The coding region runs from base 200 to 1102 and encodes 300 amino acids. Gene Ontology annotation, biological process: protein phosphorylation. The record is from RefSeq and is a predicted model, not a curated record.